Pomacea canaliculata is the source of this 1770-nucleotide messenger RNA. RefSeq names its product notchless protein homolog 1-like. NCBI's taxonomy places the organism in Eukaryota, Metazoa, Mollusca, Gastropoda, Architaenioglossa, Ampullariidae. Bases 85 to 1623 code for a protein of 512 amino acids. Gene Ontology annotation, cellular component: nucleolus. Gene Ontology annotation, molecular function: protein binding. Gene Ontology annotation, biological process: Notch signaling pathway; ribosomal large subunit assembly. The transcript is spliced from 14 exons. The record is from RefSeq and is a predicted model, not a curated record.
GCUGGUGUUUCCGCCACGUGAGAAUUGUUUGUGACAGACGACCAGUUUCAAUGCUGAAUUUCUCAAUAGAUUUAUUCCUUUAACAUGCCUCCUAAACGCAGCAAAGUUUUAAAAGAUGAAAAUCAAAUGAAAAAACAAAAGCAAAUAUCCUCAGAUUCUAUGAAAACAAAUAGUGAUGAAGAAGACACAGACAAGCCAUCAGUUAAAAGAAUUCUUACUCAGUUCAAAAGUGAAAAUGGAGAGGUUACAAGUACCCCAAUUGACAUGCCAGUUAAUGUCACUGUUGAUAACCUUCAAGCACUCUGCAACACAUUGUUAAAAACUGAGGAAGAAACUUCAUAUUCUUUUUUUGUCAAUGAUGUUGAAAUACGAGAACAGCUUGACAAGACAGUUGAUAAAGAGACUCUUGAAAAUUCAGAGAAAGUUCUGGAAAUUGUAUAUCAGCCACAGGCAGUGUUUAGAGUACGUGCAGUCACUCGCUGCACAAGUACUGUUGAAGGACAUGCAGAUCCAGUUCUUGCUGCAGCCUUCAAUGCUGAUGGAAGGUACCUAGCCAGUGGCUCAGCUGAUAAGACUGUUCGUUUGUGGGAUAUUUAUACGGAAACACCACAGUACACAUGCAAAGGUCAUCGACACUCUGUUCUCUGCCUUGCUUGGUCUGUUGAGGGGAAGAAACUGGCAUCUGGGUGUCAGAAUGGUGAGAUAUUUAUUUGGAAUCCAUCAAAUGGGAAACAGAUUGGAAAGCCAUUGACUGGUCACAAAAAGUGGAUCAACUCAUUGCAGUGGAGACCUUUACAUCUUGACUCAGAAUGUAGAUUUCUGGCUAGCGCUUCAAAGGAUGCCACAAUAAGAAAGUGGGACACAUUAUUAGGGACAUGUGUCUUAGUACUGUCCUCACAUCUACUUGGUGUGUCCUGCCUGCGAUGGGGAGGGACAGAUCUGCUUUAUUCAGCGUCACAGGAUCGGACAAUCAAAGUGUGGCGUGCUUCUGAUGGUGUUCUUUGCCGCACUUUACAGGGUCAUGGUCACUGGGUCAACACCAUGGCCCUCAAUACCGAUUAUGUAAUGCGUACAGGAGCUUUUGAUCCAGCCAAGGCAGAACUUGUUCAUACGCCAGUAACCAUGACAGCUGAAGAACUGUCAAAGAAAGCCAAAGACAGAUAUGAAGCAGUGAAGGGUUCACAACCAGAAAUGAUGGUGUCGGGGUCAGAUGAUUCCACACUAUUCCUGUGGAACCCAGAGAGUGCGACCAAGCCUCUGGCUCGCAUGACUGGUCAUCAGCAGCUCAUCAACCAAGUGUGUUUUUCACCAGACACACGUCUCAUUGCCAGCGCUUCCUUUGAUAAGUCCGUCAAACUUUGGGAUGGCCGAACAGGAAAGUUCCUGGCAACAUUUCGUGGUCAUGUGAAUCGUGUUUACCAAGUGGUGUGGUCUGCAGAUUCUCGUUUACUCUGCUCAGGUGGGGCAGACUCCACCUUGAAAGUGUGGGAUGUCCCUAACCGUAAACUAGCCUUUGACUUGCCCGGUCAUGCUGAUGAGGUGUACGCUGUAGACUGGAGUCCUGAUGGUCAACGAGUGGUGAGCGGAGGAAAAGACAAAGCUCUCAAAAUAUGGCGUUCCUGAAGUUUCCUGAGGUAACAUCGUGUGACAGCCUGUAUAAAGGGGAUGUGUGAUAGAAGGAUUUUUGAAACCUGGUUAAUAUGAAUGUGGUUGAACAACUGUUUAAACAUGUUAAUAUUAAAUGGCUUUGAAUGCUAAAAAGAAAGCUCA